AUGGGAGGAAUGUGUGCUUGCUCAAAACUCAGACCAGCGCCGCCGAUCCGCCGCAUCUCCCGCCGCCGCUGGCCGGAGCUCCCCCAUCACGCUCUCCUCUCCCCGAGAUCUCUCCUCCCGUUCCCUAUCGCAGCGGCUGCCCUGAGCGCGGUGUUCCGUCAGUGGGGUCUCGGAUAUGCCGCGACGGCGACGACGACGCCGCCGGAGGACCCGUGCCUGAAGAAGGUCUGGUUUGGGUCCCUCGCGAGGAACGCGUCAAUCAACUGCAGCUGCGACGUCUUGUUCCUCCCGUGCCGCAUCACGCACCUGAACGUGACUGGCUACUGGAACCUGACAGACUUCCCCCCAGCGCUCUUCAACUUGACGGAGCUGGUAUCUCUGGAUUUGAGCAACAACAACUUAAGUGGCCAAAUACCUCCAGGAAUCGCCAAUCUCUCCAAACUGGAAACAUGGCACUUCAACAACAAUCAACUCAAUGGGUCUUUUCCUAAUGGAUCUUCAGGUUUGAGGAGUCUCCAGUCCCUAUGGAUGUUCGAUAAUUACAUUGAAGGGACGCUUCCAGAAUUUAUUGCGAACUUCACCAAUCUCACAGACUUGAGAAUAUAUGGGAUGAAACUUCAAGGACCUAUUCCAAAAAUUUUCUCUAAUUUGAUCAAUCUGGAAAAGCUGAUGCUUGGUGAUCUUGAUGGUCGGAAUUCUACUUUUGAUUUCAUAGGAAAUUGGACAAAUCUUACAACAUUAUCACUGAGAAAAUGUGGAAUCACUGGCGAACUUCCUAAUAGGCUCCCAAAUCUAUUGCCCAAUCUAACAUACCUGUGGUAUAAACUCUCCAGGGAUGUUUCGUAUAACCCCUUAGUUACUGGAAUCCUUCCUGACAAUCCUGCUGGUCAGAAGCAGUCAAUAAAUUACAUCGGAACUUCAAUUGAUGCAAGCAGAACAACAAACAGUGAAAACCUUACCCUCCUCAACUGUCUCCACAUGGAAGGAUGCAACAACACUUUUUAUAACAACCUUAUAACUUCCUGUGCUGUAAACUGUGGUGGCAAGCAAACGACUUAUCCAGAUUCAUUGUCAAACACGUUCUAUGAUGACACUAGUGACCUUGGAGCGUCAGGCUUUCAUGUUAAUAGUGACAGGCAAUGGGUGGUUAGUAACGUGGGCUCUGAUCCUCUUACUCUUAGUAACUCUCCUGGUAUAGUAAAUGCAAAUCAAGUUAAUCUAGGGACAGACUUGCCUGAGCUCUAUAGAACAGCAAGGACAUCAAGAAGCGAUUUAUGGUACUACGUGGUUGGUCUGUCUAAUGGAAAAUAUACAGUUCAGCUCUUCUUCGCAGAGAUAGUUAUUGAAAGAGAACUGAAUCGUGGGCCAGGAAGGCGUUCAUUUAACAUUGAUAUUCAGGAUCGGAAUAUCAAGACAGAUUUUGACAUUACUAAAGAAGCAGGGGGUUUCGGAAGACCCACAGACAUAACCCAUGAAGCAACUGUGGAUAAUUCAGUUCUAAAAAUACAUCUGUACUGGAAUGGACGAGGCACACGUGCUAUUCCAUAUGAAGGAGCUUAUGGGCCUCUGGUAUCAGCAAUAAGAGUUUUCCUCACUGAAAUCCCCCCAAACAACAGCCCCCCACCGGCGCGGCCAGAGGCAGCGCCACAUGAUAACAAGAGAAGAGGAGUGGUUGCGGGCAUUGCAGCCCUGUGUAUAGCUGCGGCAGUGAUAUCUUCGUCCGUCGUUUACCUCUGGUGGAAAUGGGUGUCACUCGUGAAGCAUCCAAAUGCAUGAGGAGUUCAGAUGUGUAUACCAUGUGAAUGAGCCUCUGUGCACUGUAUCAUACCUUCGUUGAGCUGUGGUGGGGGACAAUGGACGCCUGUACAGGAACACGUAGCGGAGUACUGUGAAGAGGAGAACAGCAUCGAUGUACAGUUCGGUUUACGCCAGGAUAUUAGGUCUGCAGCUUCGUUUUGUUUUGCGAUUCGUCGAUUGUAACUUCUAAGAACCACUGAUGUCAUCUCACGUUUUGUUUUUGGCAUGUUGUAUUGUAUUUAUUUAUUUGUUCUUUCGAACUUAUUCUCCAUGUAUCGCUGAUGGCUAUUUAACAUCUUUGGGGUUUCUCCGGAAUGCUGAUUUUCCUGUAGUGUAGUUUAUGCAGGAUUGAA
This is a messenger RNA of Lolium rigidum, 2150 nucleotides long. Its product is annotated as probable LRR receptor-like serine/threonine-protein kinase At1g56130. Bases 1 to 1776 code for a protein of 591 amino acids. Lineage: Eukaryota; Viridiplantae; Streptophyta; Magnoliopsida; Poales; Poaceae. The record is from RefSeq and is a predicted model, not a curated record. Gene Ontology annotation, molecular function: protein binding. The transcript has 16 exons.